Molecule: messenger RNA, 2031 nt
Organism: Arachis ipaensis
Lineage: Eukaryota; Viridiplantae; Streptophyta; Magnoliopsida; Fabales; Fabaceae
Source: RefSeq, a predicted model, not a curated record
AUGCAAACAAGAGAUGAUGCAUAUGACCAUCUGUUGUUACGAUCAUUUCCCCUUGGAUAUACCAUUUGGUUGCAUCAUGGUGAGAAAUUGGUUGAAGAAAGAUCUGGAUUAGGACGAGUAGAUGAAAAUCCAAUAUCCCAAGUGAAUCAAAUGCACCAAAUGGUCAACAAAGCAUUCAAUUUCACGCUGCAACAUGAGAGUGAAGACACAACAACAAUCGAACAUGCCGAAGAUGAUGAAGACGUGUUGCCGUACUUAUAUGAAGGUCCAAGUCACAUGGUGCGGGAUUUUAACGAUCUACUGUCAGAUGGAGAGCAGAAGUUAUAUCCCAGAUGCUCAAAGUACUCCAAAUUAUCGUUCUUAGUGAAGCUUUAUCAUAUUAAGUGUAUGUGCAGUGUGAGUGAUAAGGCAAUGACCAUGAUUCUUUACUUACUGCAGGACGCAUUCGAACAAGCAAAACUUCCAAAGACAGUGUAUGAAGAUAUGAAGAUAAUAAGAAAGUUGGGUAUUGAAUACACCAAGAUAGAUGCUUGUCCAAAAGAUUGUAUGCUUUAUCGAGGUGAUGAUGAAAACUUGACCAGGUGCAAGCGAUGUAGGUAUUUAAGAUGGAGGCAAAAGAAUAAAAAGGGCUCUAUUGUUAGGCUCAACAUACCUGUGAAGAUAAAUGAGAAACCUAUAGCAGCCAAGACUCUUUGUUACUUUCAUCUCAUACCACGAUUGCAAUGGUUAUUCAUGUCCAGCAAGACAUCAACUGACAUGUUACGACAUAAAGAGGUGCGUAAUAACGAUGGUUUGCUUAGGCAUCCAAGGGAUGCUGAAGCAUGGAAAAAGUUUGAUGCAAAAACAUCUUUCAUUCUAUCCAUGCUUAUUCCUGAGCCGAAAAUGCCAGGUAACGACAUAGAUGUUUACUUGCAGCCUUUGGUAGAUGAGUUGAAGCAAUUAUGGGAUGGCGUUGAAACGUAUGAUGUCAAAGAGGAAAACACUUUCAAGAUGUGUGCGACACUAAUGUGGACUAUCAGUGACUUUCCAGGAUUGGAAAACCUAUCUGGUUGGAAUACGCACAGUGAGUUAGCUUGUCCUACGUGUAACAUGGACACUAAGCCUCAUCGGCUGAAAGAUAGUAAAAAAUGGUGUUUCAUGGGCCAUCGCCGCUUUUUGAAUCAAGGACACAAAUACAGACUAGACCGGAAUAGAUUUGACGAGCAAGUCGAAGGUAGAGAUCUACUGAAGAAGUUAUCCGGAACAGAUGUAUUGAGGCAACAGUGUAAUGUGCAUGUUUUAUUUGGGAAGAUUUCAACUAUGACAUCCAAAAAAAGACGCAAUGAGAAAAAUAUAUAUGACAAUGUGGUAUUCCCUAUCUUAAGUGAUAGCGGCAAAUCAAAAGAUAAUCUUAAAGCUCGCAAAGAUUUACAAUGCAUGGGCAUAAGGCCUGAAUUAUGGCCAAGCGAAGGUGGUAAAUAUUCUUCUGCAAUAUUUACGAUGUCAAAUUCACAGAGGGAUAAUGCACUUCCGAGUCCUGUGUCCAAUGUGAUUGCAAAUUUGUCAUCAUUUUUUCGAGAACUUUGUGGGAAAGCCAUAAAUCCUAUGCAGCUUGUUGACCUUCAGAAUCAUGUUGUGCAAACCCUGUGUAAGAUGGAAAUGAUUUUCCCUCCAUCCUUCUUCACCAUCAUGGUUCACCUCACAGUGCAUCUCGUUGAUGAAGUAAAUCUUGGUGGACCAGUACGUUAUCGGUGGAUGUAUCCAAUAGAAAGGGCACAAUCAAAAGGGACAAUUGCGGAAGGCUAUUUAUCUGAGGAAAUUCUGACUUUCUGUUCUAGAUAUUUGGAUAAUAUUGAGAGUAGAAUCAACCAACCAGGGCGAGUUGAUGAUCAACCUGUUGAUGUUACACAUAAUUUAGGGGAAACUUUGUUCCCAACUAUUGGAAAGGCAUUAGGGGCUGUUUCACAUUUCAAACUAACUCCAAUGGAAAAACAUCAAGGACAUCGUCAUGUUCUACUCAACUGCGAGGCUGUGGUUCCAUUUGUUGAGUAA